GGCUUGUCACGUGGGCAGUCGAUACAGCCAAUGGGUACGGUACGGGGCGGAAUCGGUAACUUAGCUAGGUCCACUCCGUACAGACAUCCAUGUUUGUAACGUUAGCUAGCACGUAUGCGUUACAGCUUUGUAUCGCCUGAAUGAGUGCUUGACAGAUACAUAAUUUCCGAAGGAGUCUCGUGUUUCAGGGUGGCUGUAUCAGCUCACUGCUCUUCUCCACGUUGAAUUCUGUCAAUACAUUCGGUCCACAACCGUGUGCCGUCCAACUUCCCAGUAAAACUGCUUUUGGCUAAACCAGCUAGCAAACGAAAUAAAAUAGCAGUUACACACUAGCGUCUAGGGGCGACCAGCGGUGUGUUUAUGUCUUUGUUUCACGAACACGGUGAGUACCAGGACGACAGGAGCGACGGAUGGGAAAGAGCUGUUGUGCAGCUGUUGGAACCUGCGUGGGGGACACUUAGCCUACAAGCAAGUAGCGCACAGCCUCUGCGGCACAAUCUUUUUCAUGUCAGAGACCGAAUACGUCUGCAGUCGUUUAUGUCAUCGACUCUUCUCCACGCAGAAGAUAACAAAAAACUGCAAUCCAAGAUCUUUUUGUCUUACUGAUAAAGCCAACAGUGGGCCAAAAUGUCUGUCAACGUCAACCGCAGCGUGUCAGAUCAAUUCUAUCGCUACAAGAUGCCCCGUCUGAUCGCUAAGGUGGAAGGCAAAGGAAAUGGAAUCAAGACCGUUAUCGUCAACAUGGUUGAUGUUGCAAAGGCUCUGAAUAGGCCUCCUACUUAUCCCACCAAGUUCUUUGGAUGUGAGCUGGGUGCCCAGACUCAGUUUGAUUCCAAGAAUGACCGCUACAUUGUCAACGGGUCACACGAGGCAAACAAGCUGCAGGACAUGCUGGACGGAUUCAUCAGGAAAUUUGUGCUGUGUCCCGAAUGCGAUAAUCCAGAAACCGACCUGCAUAUCAACCCUAAGAAGCAAACCAUAGGCAACUCGUGCAAGGCCUGCGGGUACCGUGGCAUGCUGGACACGCGGCACAAGCUGUGCACUUUCAUUCUUAAAAACCCUCCAGAGAAUGACAGCGGAUCAGUCAAGAAGGAGAAGGAGAAGAAAAACCGCAAGAAGGACAAGGAGAACGGCUCCAACGGCAGCGACGCAGGGAGCCACGGGGAAAUCGACGCGCCUGUCGCCGUGGACCGGGACGACGAGGAUGAGGACUGGGCAGAGGAGACGACGGAGGAGGCCCAGAGGCGCAGGAUGGAGGAAAUCAGCGAGCAUGCUAAGAACCUGACCCUCAGUGAGGACUUGGAGAAGACCCUGGAGGAGAGGGUCAACUUGUUCUACAACUUUGUCAAGGAAAAAAAGGAGGAAGGGGCCAUCGACACGGCAGACAAAGAGAUCCUGUCUGAGGCCGAGCGUCUGGACGUGAAGGCCAUGGGCCCCCUGAUUCUGAGCGAGCUGCUGUUCGACGAGAACAUCCGGGACCAGAUCAAGAAGUACAAGCGCCACUUCCUGCGCUUUUGCCACAACAACAAGAAGGCACAGAAGUACCUGCUGGGCGGGUUUGAGUGCCUGGUGAAGCUGCACCAGGCCCAGCUCCUCCCUCGCGUGCCCAUCGUGCUGAAGGCCCUGUACGACGCUGACCUGCUGGAGGAGGACGUCAUCCUUGCCUGGGCUGAGAAGGUGUCCAAGAAGUAUGUUUCCAAGGAGCUUGCCAAAGAAAUACAUGCCAAGGCUGCUCCCUUCGUCAAAUGGCUGAAAGAGGCGGAGGAGGAGAGUGAAGGCAGCGAGGAAGAGGGAGACGAGGAUGAAAAUGUUGAGGUGGUGUACUCCUCCUCUGCUCGUGAGCUGACCGUGGAGACUGUGAAACCAGAAAAGUCUGACAAUAAGGAUGAGGACGACAUUGACAUCGAUGCCAUUUGAGAGUCUUCAUUCUGGACUGGGUCUAUAAUUCAGCUUUCUGCACCAGCGAGCCCAUUUUCCCCUGCUGCUGUGACUUGUUUGAUUAACAUAUAGUGCUUAGCUGACUACAUCGUUAGAUUACCAUGAAUACUAUGCGCUGUCGUUCGAUUCAUAAGCAUCUGUCUAGGUAUAAUAUAUAAAGUCCUCUUGGCUGUGGAUUUAACUUUCCUAUCUGGCACAAGCUGCUCUUUAUUUUGUUUUGCUGUAUUUUUUGAAUCAUUAAAGUAUGUUUUUGCCAUUAA
Messenger RNA from Anguilla rostrata (American eel), 2198 nucleotides. RefSeq names its product eukaryotic translation initiation factor 5-like. NCBI's taxonomy places the organism in Eukaryota, Metazoa, Chordata, Actinopteri, Anguilliformes, Anguillidae. The record is from RefSeq and is a predicted model, not a curated record. Gene Ontology annotation, biological process: translational initiation; formation of translation preinitiation complex; formation of cytoplasmic translation initiation complex. Bases 628 to 1917 code for a protein of 429 amino acids. Gene Ontology annotation, cellular component: cytosol. The transcript is spliced from 12 exons. Gene Ontology annotation, molecular function: translation initiation factor activity; GDP-dissociation inhibitor activity; eukaryotic initiation factor eIF2 binding.